Molecule: messenger RNA, 1650 nt
Organism: Penicillium diatomitis
Lineage: Eukaryota; Fungi; Ascomycota; Eurotiomycetes; Eurotiales; Aspergillaceae
Product: acyl--CoA ligase
Exons: 5
Coding region: 1-1650 (549 amino acids)
Biological process (GO): secondary metabolic process
Molecular function (GO): CoA-ligase activity
Source: RefSeq, a predicted model, not a curated record
AUGAUCUUUGAGCCUUCCGAACGAGCCCAGAUUCCUACAACAGACUUGUUGUCGUAUAUUUUUGACAGUCCGCAAUAUGACCAAAACAAGCCGAUUUACGUUGAUGCCCAUCGCCCGACACGCUCGAUCUCGUGCAAUCAAGCUAGGCACCUUAUACGCCAAUUGAUUGCAGGGCUACGUGCUGCGGGACUUCGCCGAGGAGACUGCGUUCUCAUACACUCAUUCAAUGAUAUCAACUACAGCAUCUUGGUCCUCGCCAUCAUCGGCGCCGGGGGAGUUUUUACCGGUUCAAAUCCUGGUUAUACUCACGCAGAGCUCGCUCACCAUAUUCGAGCCUCUGACACGAAGUUUCUGAUUACCGAACCGGAGAUAAUGACUCCUCUUCUUGCCGCCGCCAAAGAGACAGGAUUGCCCCUUGAGAAUUUGUGGAUUUUUGAUAAUCUCCACCAGUCCAUUCCACCAGGUCACAAGUCCUGGAAAGAGCUGUUCAACUUUGGCCACGAGGACUGGAUCAGGUUCAAUGACCUGCAGAGUACUCAGACCACGACUGCUGCCCGAUUAUUUAGUAGUGGCACAACUGGUCUGCCCAAAGCUGUGAUCAUCACGCAUUACAAUCUAGUUGCGCAGCAUGAGCUGACCAUAGCGGUCGAUCCACGGCCUUAUCCUGUCUCUCGUGCAGUCACUGUUCCAAUCUUCCAUGCGGCAGCUGCCCCAACCACUCACAUUUCCACCUUAAAAGCAGGCCAACCUGCUUAUGUGCUGCGCCGUUUCGAUCUACAGCAGUAUCUCGAGACCGUCGAAAAAUAUAACGUGACUGACCUACUGAUGGUCCCACCGAUUGCAAUCGCGAUACUGAUGUCGCCUGUCGCCACCAAGAGAGCCUUCCUUCGAAAGAGUCGCAUGGUUAUAUGUGGUGCGGCUCCCUUGGACAAAGAUAUCCAGGCUCGAUUUCGGUCACUCUUGGGGAAGGAUGUCCCUUUUAAUCAAGUCUGGGGAAUGACAGAGACCUCUUGCAUAGCGACCAUGUUCCGAUACCCUGAAUGCGAUGACACAGGUUCCGUGGGACGGCUGAUCCCGAAUCUUGAGGCGAAACUUAUCGACGAAGAGGGCAACAAUAUCUCAGAAUUUGGUGUUUGCGGAGAGCUUUGCGUCCGAGGUCCUACAGUCACGUCUGGAUAUUACAAAAACGCCAAGGCCAAUGCUGACGCCUUUGACGCAGACGGAUGGUUCAAAACCGGAGACAUUGCUCGUUGCGACGUAUCAACUCGCAAAUGGUACAUUGUCGAUCGGAAAAAGGAGUUGAUCAAAGUUCGCGGGUUCCAGGUGGCACCGGCUGAGCUUGAAGCUGUUCUGCUCUCGCAUCCACAGAUUGUUGACGCCGCUGUCAUUGGGGUAACUCUCCCGGGCGCGAACACCGAAUUGCCACGAGCCUACGUCGUUCGUCGUCCAGGCCCUCAAAGCCAGAACUUGACGGAACACGCCGUUCAGGAACACAUUGCUGCGCGGUUGGCACGAUUCAAAGCUCUCGUGGGCGGCGUGAAAUUCCUAGCGUCUAUUCCACGGAAUCCUAGUGGGAAAAUCUUGAAGCGUGUUCUACGGGAGCAGGCCAAGCAAGAACUUGGCGCCGACCAAACCCAGGCCCGGCUUUGA